AUGUUUAGUAACCUUAAAGGACUUGUUACCAAGAAAGAAGGGAUACACAAAAGCUCUAGAUCAGAAUGUGGAAGUAGUGAUGGAAGAGUUUCUUAUUCAAGAUUUCUGGGUGAAUCAGAACGAACUGAUGCUGAUAUCGCUUUUGAAACACGAACUUCUACAAAACAAUUGAAUAAACAAAUCACAUUGUCUACUGUUAAUACUAAAAAAUUUGAUGGAUCAACUAUUCUUGAUUAUGAUGAGGAUAUUUCACCAAUAUCAAAACAGGAGAAUUGUGUAAAUAGAUUAAAAUUGACUAGUUCAUAUAAUAAUGAACAAGAUAGACAUGGUGGAGAGGAUUCUGAUUGUGGUUCAAUUAUUUCAUCAACUUUUCGAUUAUCAUCAUCUAAAGAUUCAUCAGAUAUACAAUCACGUUAUCAACAUGUUUAUCGUUUAGCACGUGAAUAUAAAAUCAAAUAUCAACAGCUUGAAGAAGCGUUUAAAGUUAUGGAAUCAGAAAGAAAUAAUUUACAACAAUUGUUAGCUUCUCAUCAGGCGAAAACAUCGAAAUCUGUAGAAGAGGUGUACAAGAAGCUUGAAUUGGAUAAACAAUCUAAAGAUGAAUUGGAGCGAGAUUUCCGCCAAUUAUUGACUGAAAAAGAAGAGAUUAUCAAGUCAUUACGACUGCAGUGUGAUCAACAGAAUGUUAAUAAAUUACGCUCUGAAUUAGCUGAUAGUAAAUUAUCUCAAGUAGCAUUAGAAGAACAAGUUAAGUGUUUGAAAGCUCAGUUUUUCAAUCUCCCUUAUACAAAUUCUCAAAAAUUAGAAAAAUAUGAUUCGACUUUAAAUACACAACUUAAUAAACUGUAUAUUACCACAGAAUCUAGUUGUGUUGCUACGCAACCGGUAAGUAAUGAUGAUGAUGCUACGCUGAAUACAAUUGAGACUUUAUCACAUCAAGUAAAGGAAUUACAUGAGAAAUUAACUGAUUCUGAAGAUACUAAAAAACAUUUAACAGAACAAAUCAAUAAUCUAAAAGAAUCACUAAGUUUGAGUAAAUUACAGGUCAACACUUCACCAUUUAACACUGAUCUUAAUGAUACAGCUUACAACUCUGAGAUAAUCAGUUUAAAAACUGAUCUAUCCAAUUUACAAAUACUCAACUCUGAAUUAACUAUACAAUUGAAUCAAGCUAAAAGUGAUAUUGAACAAUUUAACGCUACACAAAUAGAACAAUUAAAACAAAUUGAUGAAUUAAAAAUAGAAAUUAAUUCAUUUAAUGAUAUAAAACAACAGAAUAACAAUUUAAAAACAUUAUUGAAUCAGAUGAAACAAUUAAAAAUAGAUUUAUUUAGUAAAUUUAAUGAAAAAUCACUUCAAUUAUUAUUCCCUGAUAAUAAUAAUUCUUUGAAUUCACUUAAUUUUGAAAAUAUCCAUGAUGUUCAAUGUUUCACUGAGUUACUUGUUAACGCGCUCAAGGUCACUUAUGAAGGACAAAUAUGUCACUAUGACAAGGUUAAAUAUUUAGUAUCCCAAUUAAAUGAAUUAACAGAUAAUUUAAACGAAAAUCAAUCUAUUCAAAGAUCACUUGAAUAUGAGUUAACUUCUUCUCAAUCAAGUGAACAAGAUCAACAUUUACUUGUAGAUAAACUGAUUGUACAAAUUAAAGAUUUACAAAAUGAUUAUAAACAACGUUUAUCAAAUGUUGAAGAUAAUCUACAAAAUGAAAUGAAAAAGUAUUCUGAUUUACAAUUGAAAUAUACACAAAUUGAUAAAGAAUUAAAUGUUGUACAAAAUCAACUUGAUAUAAUGCAUAAAUUAAAAAGUGAAUUAGAAUUGAAAGUUUUACAACACUUGGAAAUUCAAACAAAUCUUGAAAAUAAGUUAUCUGACCUUGAAACGUUACAUGAAAAAGAUCAACAAUCCAUUGAACAUUUAACAAAUAAUCAAGUUGAUAAUCAUAAUAAUCACAAUACUUUAAAUCAUUCUCUUAUCAAAUUGAAAGAAGAUUUACAAAAAUCUAAUGAUCAGUAUACACAAUUGUUAAAUGAUUAUAAAAGUGUAACUGAAAAAUUGAUGAAUACUGAAAAACAAUUGAAUAUUGAACAAGAUAAAUUUACCGCUAAAUCAAAUGAAUUGUUAACAGUUAAUGAAGAAUUGAAGUGUUUAAAACAAUCAUUUAUUAACUUACAAGAUAACCAUCAAUUUGAGUUACAUUGUCAAUUGAAUGAACAAUCUGUAAAGUAUGAGUCUGAAAUUAAUUCAUUGAGAAAUGAUAUAGAACAAAUUAAGAAAUCUUCGGAUGAAACAACAAAUUCAAAAAUUGAAUAUUUAACAAAUGAAAAUAAAUUUCUAUCUGAUGAGAUUCAAUCACUUCAACAGAUCUUAAAUAGUACAGAGAAUCAACUGGAAGAUUUAAAAAUACAACUUAAAACAGAAAUGAAUAUUGAACAAGAAAAGUUGAAAAUAGAACUUAUCAAAGCUAAUGAUUUCAUUGAAAAACUUAAAUCUCAAUUAAAUUCAUCUAUACAAGAGAAUAUUUCUUUGAAUAAAGUAUUCAAUAAUAAUUCUGAAGGAUAUCAACAGGAUAUACAUGAAUUAGUCAUGUUAUCCAAUCAAAUUUGUGAAUUAUUUGUAGAACAAUCUGAACAAAUGAAUAUUAAAUUAAAUCCUAUUUGGAAUAUACUUGAAACAUCUGAGCAUCGUCUUAAUAUAAUUAAUGAAAAUAUUGAUAUAAUUCUUAAGACAACAAAUAAUCGUUAUCAAGUAUAUUCUUCUACAAUUGAUCAAUUACAAAGUGAAUUAUUCAAUGUAAAUAAUCAGUUAAUUACUUGUAAUAAUGAAAUUAAUAACUUACAAAUAAAUAUAAUAAAGAAAAACGAUGAAAUAAAUGAAGUUCACUUAAAAUUGGAUGAGUACCAUUCAUUCAAUCGAAUAUGCCAAACUUUUGUGUCUAAUACUCAUUCUCAACUCUAUCAUAGUGUAAUUCAAUUGUGUCAAUCCAGAAUCGCUUGUAUUCUGUUUGAAAUUAAAGAAUAUUUAAGUGCAGACAAUAAUAAUAAUAAUAAUAAUAAUAAUAAUAAUAAUAAUAAUGGUGGAGACGAUAUCUCUCAUGAAUACAACCAAGUUAGAUUUGAAGCCCAACAUUUAGCUGAUUCAUUUAACAGCAUAGAGAAAAUGUUAAUUUCACAAAUGGAUAAUUUCAAUAAAUUAUCUACUGAUAAUAAUGACAACUUUGAGUUAUUUUCAACAUGGAUAAAUUCAGAGUUGAAUAAGUCAUUCAAUGACUACCUUCAUCAGUGUAUUAAUGAUUUCAAUGGAUUGGAAUCGCGUCUACACAAAUUACAUAUGAUAUAUAUUGAUAACUUGAAAAAUUCCCCUAAGUAUUACCAAUCAAUUAUCAAUGAAUUAAACAGUCAAUUGACUACAACACAAUUACAAACUAGUCAACUUAAUGAUCAGUUAAUAAAAUCACAAAAUGAUUAUCAAACAUUAAAAGAAACUAUAAAGAUAAGAAAUGAAAAUUUCUCCACUAUUGAAUCAGCAUUAUUGAAAGCAAAUCAAUCUGUUGAUGAAUUAAAACAGAAUGAAAUAAUCUUAAAGGAUAAAUAUACUACUCAAUUGAUAUUAUAUGAACAAAGUCAAGAAGUAGUAUGUAAUUUACAAAAUCAAUUAAAAUUGGCCAUAGAAAAAUCUGAUUAUUUGUCAAAAGAAUUAUUAGAGAAAGAAUCCUUGAUUAAUAACACACUAGAAGAAUCUGAUAAAGCUGUUUCUUGUCUUCGAAGUCAAUGUAAUGACUUACAAAAUGAAAUGAAGAAAUUGCAAUUAGAACAUUCUGAUAUUUUACAAGAUUGUAGACAAAAGCAUGAAGAAGAAUUGAACAAAUUGAUCAAGAAGCAUGAAGAUGACAGAUCUCAAUGUAUUGCUCAAUUGAAAAGUGAACAUCAAAAUGCUUUACUCACUGCUGUAGCUGCUAAAGAGAAACAAUUGAAACAACAGAACAUAGUUAGAGCAUCUAUAACAAUUUCAUUACAAUGUAGUAUUUCACGAAGAAUUGAAAAUCGUCUAAAACAAGUUCUACAAGAAUUGGAGACAAGUAAAAAGUCCUCGAAUACUCCAUCACGUCGUGAAGUUGAGCUACAAGGAUCUCUUAGUGAAGUUGAAGACAAACUAAAGCAUUUACAAUCUGAAUAUCAAAAUCAGUGUCAAUUAAUCAGUCAAUUACAAUUGAAAGUGAAUGAAUUAGAACUACAGAAUACAGAAAUGAAGGAGAACAGCAACAAGAACUCUGUGGAUAAUAAUAACUUCUUAAGUGAUUCAGUAUCAGAGAUCCAUGAAAAUUAUCAACUACAGAUAGAAUUACUCAAGGCGGAACAUGUUAGUCAUAUACAAGAGAUGACAAAAGAAUUUGAACGUAAAUUGUUAACGAAUGAACGUGAACUUAAUACAGAGCACAAAGCUGAAAUAGAUCAAACAUCAACAAAACUUAAAUGUAUGGAAGAGUUGCAUUCUGCAAAAUUAUCCCAAUUGGAGGGGACCAUUUUAGAACAAGAACGUGAAAAUAUAGAGCUUAAAAGUUGUAUUAAUGAAUUACAGUCAGAAUUGAGACGUACUAAAGAUGAAGUGAAUAUAAUUGAAGCAAAAUAUCAAAGUAAGAUGAAUUCUACAUUCUCAACUUCAUCGAUUAUUUCACGUCAUGAUGUUGAUGUACAAUGUGAUCUAAUACCUGAUAAGAAUUUCACUGAUGAGGAAGCUAAUUCAUGUGCAAACAGUGUACAUAAUGGUAAAAAUCAAUUGGAUACUUCCUCUAGAAUAAACAAUUCACGCAGUUCUAUUGAUGCAUACGAUGAUUGGAUUGAAAAAUUACGUCAAGAUAUUCUUCAUUCAGAUUCAAUCGAUACUUUACAUCCAGCACUACGUCAAAAUCGAUAUCCUACAUCUGUUCCUAUUCGUGAUUAUGAAGCUCUCGAGUUGCAUAAUACUGAUCUUCAAAAUCAAUUACAACAGUUAUCAGCUGAUUUUGAAGCAUUACGAUCAAAAUGCUUAGGUACUUGUGGUAAAGAGUUUACAGAGCAUACCAAUUCUUUAUCUAAAUCAUUGCAUAUUCAUACAAAUGAUAGUAUGCUACAGUCAUCUCAUUCAAGUAUUCUGUUGAAUUCAAUGCAAAAAGAUUAUCAUCAUCAUCAUCAAUACAAUGCUGCAUUUAGUCCAAGUGAAAAUCGACUACAUGAACUCGUUGAAUAUGAAUAUUUGAAGAAUGUUCUGUUCGAGUAUAUGCAAGGACGUGAAACUCAAAUGAGCAGUUGGAAAACUAAUCAAUCAUCAGAAAUAUCUAUAUUGUUAAUGGAACUUAUGUUUUAUAAUAUUAUCAAGCCUAUUGAUCGAUAUAUCAAAGAUCAUGAUUAG
Molecule: messenger RNA, 5385 nt
Organism: Heterobilharzia americana
Lineage: Eukaryota; Metazoa; Platyhelminthes; Trematoda; Strigeidida; Schistosomatidae
Source: the annotation of a GenBank genome assembly